GGAACCGGGGAGGGGCUCCUUAAAGAAACGCUGCUGUCGCUCGCCUGCUCGCUUUGCGCUCGGCAUUGUGGCCAGCCAGCCGGGCACUCGGGGGGCACGCGCUGCCGCCGCUCGAGCUCUGCCCCCACCCCAACCGCCAGCAGAUCUGGGGUGGGGACCCAGGCGGGGGCUCUUGCAGCCACUGCCCGGUGCGGACUGCACGCAGAGACCCACUGCUCCCGGAGCCGAGAAAGGAGCCACGGAGCCCUCCGCAGCCGACCGGCCUCCCCGCCCCUAACCACCCUCUUCCCGGCUGCCUUUGUGGCUGCAGCUUCUGGCUGCUGAGCGGAGAGCCGGCUGGGGCGCGGCGUGCACGGCGGAGCAAUGCCCAGCUCGCUGUUUGCAGACCUGGAGCGCAACGGCAGCGGCGGCGGCGGAGGAGGAGGCGGCGGGGGAGGCGGCGGUGGCAGCGGCGGAGGAGAGACUCUGGAUGACCAAAGAGCCCUGCAGCUUGCGCUCGAUCAGCUCUCUCUGUUGGGGCUGGACAGUGACGAGGGCGCCUCACUGUACGACAGCGAGCCGCGCAAGAAGAGCGUGAACAUGACCGAGUGCGUGCCAGUACCCAGUUCCGAACAUGUCGCGGAGAUCGUAGGGCGACAAGGUUGUAAAAUCAAAGCUUUGAGGGCGAAGACCAACACUUACAUCAAGACCCCAGUUCGCGGGGAGGAGCCUGUCUUUGUUGUGACGGGCAGGAAGGAGGAUGUGGCCAUGGCUCGGAGGGAGAUCAUCUCUGCCGCGGAGCACUUCUCCAUGAUCCGAGCCUCUCGUAACAAGAACACAGCCCUCAACGGCGCUGUUCCCGGGCCGCCCAACCUUCCGGGACAGACCACUAUCCAAGUGAGGGUGCCAUAUCGCGUGGUGGGGCUCGUGGUAGGGCCGAAGGGCGCCACGAUCAAGCGCAUUCAACAGCAGACACACACAUACAUUGUGACACCCAGCCGGGACAAGGAGCCAGUGUUCGAGGUGACUGGGAUGCCAGAAAACGUGGAUCGCGCUAGAGAGGAGAUCGAGGCUCACAUUGCGCUGCGCACCGGUGGCAUCAUCGAGCUGACAGAUGAGAACGACUUCCAUGCCAAUGGCACAGAUGUAGGCUUUGAUCUGCAUCACGGGUCCGGCGGGUCCGGGCCUGGCAGCCUGUGGAGCAAACCCACCCCAAGCAUCACUCCUACCCCUGGCCGCAAGCCCUUCUCCAGUUAUCGCAACGACAGCUCCAGCUCACUUGGUAGCGCAUCUACAGACUCCUACUUCGGUGGUGGGACCAGCGGCAGUGCAGCUGCCACUUCACGCCUGGCGGACUAUAGCCCUCCCAGUCCUGCGCUCAGCUUUGCCCACAAUGGAAACAACAAUAAUAACGGCAAUGGUUACACGUACACCACCGGGGAAGCCUCAGUGCCUUCCCAGGAUGGUGGUCCUGAGCUGCAGCCUACUUUCGAUCCAGCUCCCGCCCCACCACCAGGGACACCCCUUCUCUGGGCUCAAUUCGAGCGGUCCCCUGGAGGUGGAUCUGCAGCCCCAGUAUCCUCUUCCUGCUCUUCCUCGGCAUCCUCAUCUGCUUCAUCAUCCUCGGUGGUCUUUCCCGGGGGUGGCGCCAACAGCACACCCUCCAAUGCCAACCUGGGGCUGCUGGUGCACCGUCGGCUGCACCCGGGCACCAGCUGCCCACGCCUGUCUCCACCCUUGCACAUGGCUCCAGGGGCUGGAGAGCAUCACCUGGCUCGGCGUGUGCGCAGCGACCCGGGCGGUGGAGGUCUGGCCUAUGCGGCCUAUGCUAAUGGGCUAGGAGCGCAGCUCCCUGGUCUGCCUUCCUCGGACACUUCAGGCUCAUCCUCCUCCUCCAGCUCCUCCUCCAGCUCUUCCUCCUCUUCCUCCGGGCUGAGGCGCAAGGGUAGCCGCGACUGCUCUGUGUGCUUUGAGAGUGAAGUGAUCGCAGCGCUGGUGCCCUGUGGCCACAACCUCUUCUGCAUGGAGUGUGCCAACCGCAUUUGUGAGAAGAGUGAGCCCGAGUGUCCCGUCUGCCACACAGCGGUCACUCAGGCCAUCCGCAUCUUUUCCUGAAGGCAGUGCGCGCGCUUGCGUGCACUGUGCAGGGAAGGAGGGUCUUCUCCCUAGACCCUUAUUCCUUAGGGCCUACUUGCCCAGAUGCCUCUGGUGCCGCCUCUUUCCACCUCACCCUCCUCACAGAGAUCCCAGAGGAGCUUGGAAAGCUGUAGUAUCCGCUCAUUUUUAAAAUGUCAUUUUAAAACAAAGGAACUUGCCAGGAUCUCUGCAUCAGGAGUACUGUAGCCUGGGAAGCCUCCGAACCACCUGAAUUGCAUGCUCUAUAAAUAAUAGGAACGGCGACAUUCUAGUAAUGAUAGUUUUUACACUGUACUAUAGGAAGCUUCCAAAAGAAGAAAACCCCACAAGUUUUCAAUUUUCUUGAAGUAGGAGAAAAAUGAACAGUAAUUAUGAAGAUGAUUAAUAAUUGUGCUAUGGGAUGUGUGGACUGUUUCGUGUGUUUCCCUUUGUGGGUGGGUUCCUACAGCACUCGUUCUAGAACACAAGUGGAUCCUUUUUGAAUGUUCAUGGAAGGGCCAGGCGUUCUGUACAACCAGGACCCUGCAGCUUUAUUAAAGUUAAAACUGUAACAUAUCUCUUAUAUAUUAAAAAAAAAAAAACCUUUAAAAGUUUUAAAGAGAAAUUGCAUUAAUACAGAUUGAAGUAUUUUAUUCUUUUUUUGACUUGAAAAAUUAUAUUUCAUAUUGCAAAGAUGUUUACAAGUAUUUUAAUUUAAGUUCAGUGAACUUUUUUGUAGCUGGGUUAAAUCUUUUUAUUUUUAGUAUGGCCUUAUGGCAAAGAACACUGUAUUAUUUUAAUAAUCACACAAUUGUGACGGAUUACAAACCAUAAAAUGUAUAACGUUUUGAGCAGUAUUCUGUUGGGAUGGAGAUUUUAUAGGUUCAGACAAAAUCUUCUAGAUCUGCUUCACCCAGCAUAUUUUCUAUUCAGUGAUAUAAAGCAUAUUUUAUUCUAUAUUAUUACAAAAAACGGAAAUGUAUAAACAUGUCAAAAUGAACAGUUGAUGCUUUCUAACAUUUGUAUAAAUAGAAUUCAGUGCAAAUUACAGAAAUUCUGUUGCACCGCUAUAGUUUUAGUGUUUCUAUUUUAAUACAUUUGUUUACCACUUGUUUAUGUAUAUGUAGGUGAUGUUACUUGAGCUUAAAUGUACUUUACUGAGCAAAGUUUAAAAAACAAAGUAUAUUUUAUUUUAUGAUAAAGGGCCUUUAACCUCAUGGUCAAAUACUAAUAUUAUAUUUGCUGAGACAAGAUUUGAAAUUGUAUCAAGAGUUUUAUUUUUCUGACAUUUAAAGUUCUACAUAAUAAAGGUAAACUUAAGUAAUGGUGCUACUUCAUUUUUUAAGUAUUUCUAUAUAAAUAAAACAUUGACGAAAAAUCA
Phodopus roborovskii (desert hamster) is the source of this 3475-nucleotide messenger RNA. It is a transcript of the gene Mex3b, whose product is annotated as mex-3 RNA binding family member B. Gene Ontology annotation, molecular function: RNA binding. The record is from RefSeq and is a predicted model, not a curated record. Bases 364 to 2094 code for a protein of 576 amino acids. The transcript has 2 exons. Lineage: Eukaryota; Metazoa; Chordata; Mammalia; Rodentia; Cricetidae.